CUUGAAUUUAAACAUCUUGCUUUUCUACCUAUAUGCGAACAACUAGCAAUAUCUUUUUUUCGGUUUUGAUUGGCUUUAUCAUUUUCUUUGUGCCUACAACCGACUAUUACACAAGGCAUUAUCUAACGGCUACCAUGAUAGUCUGGGCCACAACUUUUUCGCUUCUGGUAUUGUUUGUACCCAAACUGCAUAUAUUUUUCUCAAAUUCAAAAAAGGAUCGCCUCGAUACACGAUUCAAUAACGGCAAGCAUUCUGACUUGACCGGACGGGAGAAAUAUAGGGAAUACAACGAAAAUGUUACUCAGGCUAAACAAACCGCUCUUACAGAAAAUAACAGCCAAGUUACUAUAAGCGACGAUGGUAAUAUUGAUCACUUGUGCAAAAAGAAUGACAACCCAAUGAGCCUAAACUACAUGGCAAAUAAUUCCAUCCAGCCUCUGAGUGACUCCACUGUACUCCUCAAAAAUAUCUCCCGAACGGGUCAAAUGCAUGGAUUCCUAUUGGACGUGCACGAAAUGGAAACACCUAUACAACAAGUAUUCAAAUACUUUCCAUUUUUGGCAGCUUGGGAGAUGAUGUCUGUUGUAUUGAUGCCCACAAUUUCGUACUUUAGUAUUUAUUCGGAUAAAGUAAAGAAAGGGAAAGUCAUCGCCUACAAAGGUGCUACUAUAAAAUCGUGUGUGCCAAAACAGUAUGUGUUAAAAGUGCAUGGCCAAGGCAUGACAAAUAUACUUAUGCAGGUCGAAUCAGAAAAAAUACUGCUAUGCUGGUACGAUUGGUUCAAUAAUAAGCACAGUUCGCAGAAUACAUCCAUUUAUGGUCUCAAUAACACCAACAAUGAGCCAAAAGAAGCAACGACGGAUGUAAGUAAUAAAGAUACAGUCAUAGAAAAACAAAAAGCAAAAAUAUCAGAUUAUAAAGAGAUCACGGGCAAUUAUGUGGACCAUAACCAACCUAUAUCUCAAGCACCGGCUGAAAUUGCAUCUAGCACGGCAGACUUGAAAAACCAACGCAAGAAGUUUGAGGAAUCCGGACUAACAGCACGACACCUGUUGACAGAGGAUGCGUGUAGUAAUAGAAGAGGUAGUGAUACUACUAUUGACUCUUUGGACAGCUGUUACUAUCACCCUGUCUUACCGUUAACAGAAUAUAAUACGAGCUUAUCAAGCCACGCUCACAAUUUGCCUCAUACUGGCAAUCAACAAGAACCACAACAAACGACUGCAGCGAGGACUGUUUCUACUGAUAAGCCAGCGACUACAAGCAUUACAGAACCUUCAUUUUUAAGUAUACCCUCGCAUACUAAUAGUAACACUGCGGACACGAAACCACGGAGCUCCUCUUUCUAUUCCUCACUUUUUGAAUACCUCGAAGAGAUCGCUGAAGAACCAUCGACAAUGGAUCAAUAAUCAGCAAUAAGAGCCUUCAUAUGUAAUAGUGUACUUUAAAAUUCAAUACUAGCUCAUAUAACAGUUUGCUUAAUAAAUGAUUCGAGCAAAGGCUUAAGCAAGUAUUGUAAUGUAUGAUGCAAGUUGCUUUGGAAGCGCAUGCAUAAGGUUAUCGCCGAUUUACCGUACAUAAUCGAAUAUCUC
Molecule: messenger RNA, 1592 nt
Organism: Mycotypha africana
Lineage: Eukaryota; Fungi; Mucoromycota; Mucoromycetes; Mucorales; Mycotyphaceae
Exons: 3
Coding region: 33-1409 (458 amino acids)
Source: RefSeq, a predicted model, not a curated record